This is a messenger RNA of Penicillium brevicompactum, 4503 nucleotides long. RefSeq names its product FG-nucleoporin NUP159. Gene Ontology annotation, cellular component: nuclear pore. Gene Ontology annotation, molecular function: protein binding; structural constituent of nuclear pore. NCBI's taxonomy places the organism in Eukaryota, Fungi, Ascomycota, Eurotiomycetes, Eurotiales, Aspergillaceae. The transcript has 5 exons. Bases 1 to 4503 code for a protein of 1500 amino acids. Gene Ontology annotation, biological process: protein import into nucleus; RNA export from nucleus. The record is from RefSeq and is a predicted model, not a curated record.
AUGGCUUUCAGCUUCGGCGCGUCCAACCCCGCCGGGGCAACUGCCUCUGCGGAGCUUGGUCCAGAGCUCCCCGAUGUUUUUACAGAUGAAAUCGGCUUCAAAGGCGUAUCUGGUGAUGCCAAUAUUCGAUUCCUCCCUACCGCCUGGCCGGACGACGCGCUUCCGGCUCCUACUUCGUCUCUUCUAGCUGUCGCGCAUACCAAAGGCCUCGUUGUUGGUGCCGGGCCCGAUGCGCUAGUAGUGGGCAAUACCGAAACCAUCCGCACUUCGAUUGAGGCACCGGCUGGAGAGGAAAUGGAAAAGACCAAGGCAUUCCAACCUCUGGCCACAAUACCACUUCCUUCUCGUCCUACUCAUGUGGCAUUUACUCCGGCUGACGACGGAUUGAUUCUGGCAACGGAAAAUGGCGCCUCUCUUUCCGUAUUCGACACAAAUACUCUGGCGCAAGGAAACGCGCAACCGGCAAUCUCAAUCCCAACAAACGGGGUUUCCCUUCGUGCUCUUGCGCCUAAUCCCGACCCAACCUCGACACUUGUUGCGCUUGUCACCGUAAAUGGUGACCUUUUGAUUGCCGACCUCAAAGCUGGCAACCUUCUUCCUGGCCCCAACGGCCCCGUCCUCAAGAAUGGCGUGAGCUGUGUGUCAUGGAGCAACAAAGGAAAGCAGCUAGUGGCUGGAUUGGCCGAUGGUACUGGAUACCAGAUGUCUCCAGAUGGAGCAAAGAAAGCUGAAAUCCCCAAACCUUCGGAUUUGGAGGGAGAUUGCCACGUCUCUUCCGUCGCAUGGCUCGAAAAUGACAUCUUUCUCAUGGCAUACACUCCCAACGCUUUGGAGGAUGAUAUGGGAAUGAACCCUCCUUCUUCUUACUACAUCAUCACCCGUCGCAAGCAGCAGCCAUUCCUGAUCCAAAAAUUGCCUGAAGUUUGUUCAACCAUGGGAUUUAUGCUGAAGCGCGCUCCUGCCUUCCAAUUCAUUACCCGACUCAGAGACUACAAGCCACACUUGAAAGAUGUAUUGAUUGUUUCGUCCACUGCGUCCACUGAUCUCGGGCUCAUCACACGAUCUGACCAAGCCCUAGCUAAUGACGAAAGAACGAAGCUUCACGUUGGCCAGUUCAUGACCACUGAAGUGAAUGAUGAUACAAAACGAGCUAGUGUCCCACUCAAGGAAUCCGGCGAUGAAACAUCAGUGAUUGGUCUGGUACCCAACCUGUCAUCCACAACGAACGUCAUUGCGCCGAUGCCUGGUUCUGAUAUUAUGGAGAGCUCAACGCCCCUGCCUGGCAUAUUCCUUUUGAACAAUGAGGGCAUCCUCACAUCCUGGUGGCUCAUUUAUGCCGAAUCUAUCCGCCAGAAUGUCCCAUACUCUGGGCUUGUUUCGUCCGGUCAGGCACCCCAGGCUCCAGUUGCAGCUAUCACCCCAGCCCCUGUGCCAGCCCCAGUCCCGACCACGGCCCCUACACAACAACCUGCAUUUGGGCAGUCGUCUUUCGGGGCCCCUUCAUUUGGGCAGUCUGGCUUUGGUGGCUCGCCUGCCAUGGGUGCCUCAACCAUGGCCCAUCUCCCCUCGGUGGAAACUCUUCACCGGCAUUUGGAAAACCAACCCCCCCCAGGCGCUGCAUUUGGAACCCCAUCUCAGCCGGGUGCCCCUUCAUUUGGUACCCCAAGCACUCCAGGGGCCCAGUUCGGAAAGUCCGGCUUCGGGACACCUGGGCCCGCAUUUGGAAAGUCCAGUACUCCGGCGAAUCCAUUUGGUGCUAACGGUACCCCGGCUUCCGGAGGAGGCUUUAGCUCCUUCUCGGGUGGAGGCGGUUUCGGAAGUUUUGCGUCAGCCAAGCCUAGCGAGUCAUCAUUUUCCACAAAGCCAACACGCGACGAUGCAUCAGCCACCGCGAAGCCGGCAGUUGAGUCACCAUUCGGCGCGAAACAACCAGCAGCCGAGUCGCCGUUCUCAAAACCCACCGGUGGUAGCACUUUCGGCCAAGGCUCGAACACGCCCUUUGGAGCUGGGUCGAAGAAGCCUGAAACCCUCUUCUCUGCUCCUGCGGGCAAAGCGCCGCAGAAUCCCUUUGGCUCAGGCGACUUUCAGCUCAAGUCCAGCUUCAAGGGUGAUGGAUCGGCUUCUAAUAUCGACACGAAGGCAGAAAAGUCCUCGGGAGGAGCAUUUUCAUUUGGAAGCUCCUUUGAUGACAUGGUAUCGACUCCACGCAAGGGGAGCGUGUCGCCUAGUGAGUCGAUGGAUGACACCGACGACGUGGCUCCCGUCGACAAGAGUACAUUCUCAAUUUUUGGCGGAGUGAAGAAACCAGACUCACAAACUCCUACCUCAAUGUUUAGCUCGAAGACUACAACUUCAGCCGAGAAAAAGACAUCUUUCUCCAUGUUUGGCAACGCUGGACAAGAACGACUGACUAGUCCUUUGUCAGCGCAAUCAGACAAGACGGAGACACCCAAGAAGAAUUUCUCUGCCUCUGGUACCGAUGCGGAAACGCCUUUGCCACCGGAUUCCACGAGCCGGGAUAGCUAUGCGGCUGGAGAUACAUCUGCUUCUUCCAAUGUCUCAAAGAGCUCUACUGACGAUGCUCCACUUCCUCCGGAUUUCAUCAAACCGAGCAAGCCUUCGGCUCAGCCUGCAAACGACGCCCCUCUACCCCCUGAUUUCCUUUCACGACCCAAGUCCGCACCCAAGACAGACGAUGCUCCUCUGCCCCCUGACUUCAUCACCAAAAAGAAGCCUGCUCCACCGACAGACGACGCUCCUCUCCCUCCAGACUUCAUGACCAAGCCCAAGAAGUCAGAUGCGCCGGCUGUUCCCGAAGAUGCACCGCUGCCCCCUGACUUCACCGCGAAGCCCAAAUCCAAGUUGUCAGAGGAGGCGGUUCCAAUUCCCGAUGACUCGGAAGGCUCUGAAGGCUCUGAAGGCUCCGGGGCAGAAUCAGACGUUGGGGAUGAGUCAGACUUCAACGACAGCGGAGAAGAAAUCACCCACGACGAAGCAAAGACUGCUAAGCCUAAACCAUCGGCAAACAGUUCAUUUGGUGGACUUUCCGAUAAAAGCUCCACGGGAGGGUUCUUCAGCGGCCCUUCUAAGCCUGCUGAGGAUAAAGGUCGUCUUCCGCGACAGCUGUUCGGAGAGGUUCCCAAGCAACCACUGCUCCCUCCCCCUGGCCCUGUCGCACAAAACAAUCGCGAACCUUACCGCUCACCGAGCCCUGUUCGUCAAGGUGGAUUGAAGAAGAACGUCUUGUUUUCUCCAGAGCCUCACAGUCGCAAAGGAUCCACAAGUGCCUUGCACUCUCGUAAAGAAUCUCUGACUCACCUUGCAGAGCGUGAUGGGCGUUUGAAGAAGGCCAGCGAUAUCGCUCGGGAGCAACAAGAAGCACAAGAGCGGGCUCAUGCUGCGGCCCAGGCACAGGAAGACGAUGUGCUGUCUUUGUCAGACGAUGACGAGGACGACAGACUGCGUGAUGACUUAACCCAGCCUAUUGAGCCGGUUGAUACACUGGAUCCAUUCUUGCCUCACCAAAAUUAUAUGAGCGAGACCACGAAGCCAGGAAUCGCAGGUCAGGUUGAACGACUCUAUCGUGAUAUCAACUCAAUGGUCGACACUUUGGGAAUCAAUGCUAGAUCACUGGCUGGGUUCCUUAUGCACCAGCAACCGAAGGAAGAAUCCAAUGUCGAUGAAUGGGUCAUGGUCCUGAACGGUGACCAACCAGCCGAUAUCCUUGAUACCAAAAUGACUUUCAAGGAUAUUGAGAGAUUUGAAGAGAUCAUCGCAUCUGUUGAAAAAACACUGAAUGACCAACGCGUGCAAGGUGUAGAUGAGAAACUGAGUGCCUGUCGUGACCUGCUCACCAAGCAAAUUGUCACACUGCUCUCUCAAUUUGCCAGCAUCCGCAAAAUUCUGGACGCGCACACCGAUCGCGUUGCUAUUCUUCAAGCUCCCCUCUCUGCUGAGCAGGGCGCACUCCAGCACGACCUCCGCACAACUUUCACCAACCUCCAAGCUCAGACAGUUGAUCUUGAGCAAGCAGUCUCCUUGCUCCGUGCCAAACUCGCCGAUGUUUCCCAGGUCAAGGGUACAAACCGUAACCGGCCAACCGUUGAGGCUGUCACGAAGACUAUCGCAACCAUGAUGAGCAUGGUCGAAGGAAAGCGCACCGACAUUGAUGUCCUUGAAGCCCAGAUGCGCAGGCUGGGUGUGGAUGUUUCAGUCGCCGGCUCCUCCAGCCGCGAGGGCUCACCCUUCAACACUCCCCCGCAAGGUAGCUCUUAUCAUACCCCUGAGUCUGGCUCCCGUGGUAUCAACUUCCGCGCUAGUGUCAAUGGCUCUGUGCGAAAGAGUCGCCUCCGCAGCGUGGAGGGCGCAGAAGAGCUCGAGUUCCCACAGGAAGAUACAAUUGCUUACAAGACGAAAAAGUCCCGUCGUCAGCAGUUGAACUCCAACCUGAAGCAGGCAUUUGAAGACAAGCAGGCAAAGGUGCGCAGUGUGGAUGAUUGGUAA